Molecule: messenger RNA, 495 nt
Organism: Rotaria sp. Silwood2
Lineage: Eukaryota; Metazoa; Rotifera; Eurotatoria; Philodinida; Philodinidae
Source: the annotation of a GenBank genome assembly
AUGGGCGGUCCGACCAUCAAAUGGCGAUACGGACGAAGUGAUUAUGAAGAUGGGAAAAAGUCACCACCCGAUGGUCGAUUACCGGACGCUUCUCAAGGAGUCCAACACAUCCGGGAUAUUUUCUAUCGAAUGGGUUUCAAUGAUAGUGAAAUUGUUGCUUUGAUUGGUGCUCAUUCUUUGGGUCGGUGUCACAUAGAUAGAAGCGGUUACGAUGGAGAUUGGACGACAACACCGACCGCAUUUUCAAAUGAAUUUUUCCGUUUUUUAUUGAACGAACAAUGGCAAGAGCGUCAUUGGAAUGGUUCAAAACAGUUCGAAGAUGUGAGGACACAAUCUUUCCUGAUGUUACCAACUGAUAUGGCACUGAUUCAAGAUCCUGAAUUUAAAAAAUAUGUAGUAGAAUAUGCCAAUGAUAAAGAUCUCUUUGGCAAGCAUUUUGCAGCUGCUUUCGAGAAACUAUUAGAAUUGGGAGUGGAUUUCACAAAAAAUGGUUGA